Aspergillus niger is the source of this 1704-nucleotide messenger RNA. RefSeq lists its product as uncharacterized. Gene Ontology annotation, biological process: mRNA splicing, via spliceosome. The coding region runs from base 1 to 1704 and encodes 567 amino acids. NCBI's taxonomy places the organism in Eukaryota, Fungi, Ascomycota, Eurotiomycetes, Eurotiales, Aspergillaceae. The record is from RefSeq and is a predicted model, not a curated record. Gene Ontology annotation, cellular component: spliceosomal complex. The transcript has 2 exons. Gene Ontology annotation, molecular function: RNA binding.
AUGAUUUUCGAGGAGCAACGGUUUAUCCACGAGGACCUUGAGCGCCUAGAGCAGGCGAUUGCCGACCGCGUUGCCGAAGAGCCUCGUAAUAUUCGGGAUCGCUUGGCUCGCGAUCAUGAAGUCGCACAUUUCUUAAAGCGUAUAGAAGACCAGUCCAAGAGGUUGCUCGACAUCUACAAGGAUGCAGACGGCGCGCGUGAGAAGGAAAUCCAAACCAUCUCAACCGGCGAUCAAUUCGAGGAGUUCUACAAGCAACUGGAUGAGAUCAAGGACUUCCAUAAGCGCUACCCUAAUGAGCCAGUGGAAAACCUUGAACGGGCUUAUAAGCGUCGUCAGCCCGGAGAGGGUGAAGUAACGGGCAUGGAGAUCGACAAUCUAUUCACCGGUGAAGAGGGUUAUGGACAGUUUCUGGACCUCACAACACUGCACGAAGACUACCUCAAUUUGCCUGGGGUCAAACGGCUCUCAUAUGUGCAAUACCUCGACAUAUUCGAUGCGUUUACUCCUCCGCAACUUCCGAUUAAGCGAAACAACAAACUUUCCGAUCGGUAUUUCAAGUAUGUCGGCGAACUUGCAAACUACUUGGAAAGCUUCAUCAAGAAAGUGAAGCCGUUACAAGAUCUGGACAAACUUUUUGCUAGCUUUGAUGAGGAGUUCGAGAAGCAAUGGACGGCGAAUCAGGUACCUGGUUGGACGGAGGAGGUUGCUGAAAAUGGUAACCAAGGUCCGAAGACCGAGGGCUCCGGAGAAGGCAUCUGGUGUGCUGACUGCGAGAGGGAAUUCAAGAAUGAGAAUGUCUAUAAGAAUCACUUGACAGGCAAAAAGCACAUCCGGGCCGCUGAAGCUCGCAAAGCUGCCGGGGAUACUGGCGCGAAACCGGCAGCCCCUGCGACGAACGGCGCAUCAUCCGUGGCUCAUCGUCUUAAGGAACGUGCAGUCGCAGAGAGGGAACAUCGGGUGCGUUCUCUGACGCAGGUACUGCAGCCCGAGCGUGUAGCGACGAGGAUGAACGUGGAGCGGAGACAGGGUAUGACUGAACGGGAGCGCCAAAUGGAACUUGAAGCUCUGCUUAAUGAGUCUGAGAACCCUGGCGGUGAUCGUGCUGGCGAUCAAUCUGACGAGGACGACGAAGACCGAAUCUACAAUCCCCUCAAACUGCCACUUGCUUGGGACGGCAAGCCAAUUCCCUACUGGCUUUACAAGCUGCAUGGCCUGGGGGUAGAGUAUCCUUGCGAGAUCUGCGGUAACUUUGUGUAUAUGGGCCGUCGAGCUUUUGACAAGCAUUUCUCAGAGGCCCUACAUAUCUUUGGUUUGAAGUGUCUUGGUAUCACUUCUAAUACCAACCUUUUCCGUGAAAUCACUCGGAUUGAGGAUGCAAUCAGGCUUUGGGAGAAAUUAGAGCAGGACCGCAAGAAGGAUAGAGAUAAUCGCGACAAUGUGGUACAGAUGGAGGACGCCGAAGGCAAUGUGAUGCCGGAGAGGAUCUACCUUGAGUACGUGCCCCCAACAGUUCCGCGGCCUAAUGGAACCUUUACUAAUGUUUACCAGUCUGCAAAAGCAAGGUAUACUGUAAUCGGCGACCCCCGAUCAGCCUUUCUUCAUGUUCUUUGCAUUGCCUUUCGCUAUAUUUCUUAUUUGAAAAGCCUGGAGUUUGGUGGGUGUCUUUUCUCGAAUUUCCUUACUGCUGCGUGGUCACUGGGAUAG